Tachyglossus aculeatus (Australian echidna) is the source of this 1592-nucleotide messenger RNA. RefSeq names its product BAF chromatin remodeling complex subunit BCL7B (gene BCL7B). The coding region runs from base 34 to 642 and encodes 202 amino acids. The record is from RefSeq and is a predicted model, not a curated record. The transcript has 6 exons. NCBI's taxonomy places the organism in Eukaryota, Metazoa, Chordata, Mammalia, Monotremata, Tachyglossidae.
GCCCCGGCCCUCGCCGCUCCCGCCGCCGCCGCCAUGUCGGGCCGGUCGGUCCGGGCCGAGACCCGCAGCCGGGCCAAGGAUGACAUCAAAAAGGUGAUGGCGGCCAUCGAGAAAGUGCGGAAAUGGGAGAAGAAGUGGGUGACUGUGGGUGACACGUCCCUUCGGAUAUUUAAGUGGGUGCCAGUGACUGACAGCAAAGAGAAAGAGAAGUCCAAGUCCAACAGUUCGGCAGCUCGGGAACCCAACGGUUUUCCCUCCGACACCUCCGCCAACUCCUCCCUCCUCCUAGAGUUCCAGGACGAGAACAGCAAUCAGAGCUCCAUGUCGGACGUGUACCAGCUCAAAGUGGACAGCAGCACCAAUUCCAGCCCCAGCCCUCAGCAGAGCGAGUCCCUGAGCCCCGCACACACCUCCGACUUCCGCACGGACGACUCCCAGCCGCCCACCCUGGGCCAGGAGAUCUUGGAGGAGCCCUCCUUGCCUGCCUCAGAAGUCGCCGACGAACCUCCCACCCUGACGAAGGAGGAGCCCGUCCCCGUGGAGACCCAGGUUUCCGAGGAAGCGGAAGACCCUGGGGCUCCCCCGCUGAAGCGCUUCUGCGGGGACCGGCCCGCGGCGCCACCGACGGCAUCCGAGAGCUAGCGGGAUCCCAGAGCCCCAUCUGCCCGACCGCCCGCCCACCCACCCACCCAGCCCCUCGCCUCUAUUUAUUGGAUUCUGGUUCAGGCCACGCCGCGUCGCCGAGGGCGGGGAGGGCCUCGGCCCCGCGGUCCGGCCCGGGAUCCCGGCGUUACCUCCCUGCCCCCUAGGUCCCUCUCUGCUUGCUUUCCGGCCCCCGGGCCCCGGGCUGGCGGAGGCCAUACGGGCCGGGGGCCGGGCCACCCCCGCUCCACUUGCCACCUCGGCGGGCCGGGUUCGGGUUGCGGGGGGGGGUCUCCCGCCACCGCCGCCCCAGACCCCAGCUGUCGCCCCCAGGUUUGCAGCCGCCCCCUGGAGAGACGGGUCUUGGAGAAGGGUCUCCGUCCAGAGCCUCCACCCCGUGGCCUCCCGAAUGCCCCCGGCUUGGAGCCGGAUAGUCACCGGCUGGGCAGCGGCCCGGGGACUUUCCCAGCAGGCCCCAGGGCCGGUGCCAAGGGAGCAGGAGUGGGGAGAAGGAGGGGGAGAUGCUCAGAAACUCCCCCGGCGGACAGGCCUCCGGGGUGGUCCCACUCUCGCUCCCGUUCCCGCUCCCUACAGUAGUCCCGUCUCCCGGAGCCGCCCCAGCGGCCUGCCCUCGCCCACUCCCCCCACGGCCCCACCCCGGCCCGUGUCCCAGCAAGAGCUUGUGUGGCCUGUGUAGUGUGGCUACGGCAAUCCCCCUCUGCCCACCCCUCUCUCCCCUCCACUCCCUCCCCCUCAACCCAGCUCAGAUUUUCGGGAAAACUCCUUUUCUUUGGAAUCUGCAUGUCGAAUCGAACUCUUGUGAUUUUAUUUUUUUCGUUCCAAAAGAAGAAAACAGAAGUUUAAGAAAAUGGAAAUGGGCGACUGUGAGUGAAGACAUAUUUUAGCACUGAAUAGAAUAUUUUUAAAAUUAAACUAUUUGAAAUACGUUU